AUGGACGACGACUAUGUUGCGCAAAUCCUCGCCAAAGAGGCGAAGGAGAGCUCUCUUAAAUACUCUUCCCAGGGUCUCAGUGCUUUAAUGCCUGCAUCAAGGCCGGCGAGCAACGCCCCAAAACCCAAUACUCGCUUUUUGCGCAACCUCAUCAAAGUGACGGACAGUCAUAAUACAGCCCUCAAGCGGAAGGAAGAAAGGGAAGCACGGGAGCGCAUGCGUCAACUGAAAUCGCAGAGUUCAGGUACUUUGGCUUCAACAUCGGCAGACCGUACAUCUGGAGGUUCAAACAGACGACAUGAGCGGCAAAGAUCGAGAGAUCGAAGGGAUGAUAGGGAAGAUCGGCAUCGGUCACACCGAAGACAUCGCAGUCGUUCUUCUUCGACUGAGCGCGACCGAACAAGACGACAUCGAAGAGACGAUGAUCGCGAUGGCGAACAUAGAAAGAGGGACCGUCACAGUUACCGACAGGACAGCCGUGAUCACGAGUCAUCAAAGAAAGACCGACGAGAAAGAGACAGGGGACAUACCAGACGACGGCGAGACCGGUCUUCCUCGAAAUCGAGAUCCCGCAGCCGCUCCCCACGCAGAGACCGAAGCUCCGACCGCCGUCAUUCCCGAAGAGGAGAUCGCAAAUCCGACCACUAUACUCGCUCGCGCUCUCGCUCACAGGAACUCCGCCGGUCCCGGUCUUCAAGACACGCAGACCCCUCGCCUCGUCGUUCUCGCCCCGAACCAACCCCUCAACGUGACCGAGUUUCCCUUCCAACCCAAGUCCCGACCGAGGCAGAGGAAUCCGAUCCUCUCGAAGAUCUCGUGGGGCCACUUCCUCCCCGCAAAAACGAAGCCCCCAUCCGUUCUCGCGGACGAGGCGCCUACAAACCCAAUAUGAGCAACAUAGAUGCCCAUUUUGCCCCGGGCUAUGAUCCAACUGCCGAUGUACAUCUAGAGGAACCUAUUCACUCCACAGGCGAGCCUCCUCGCCGUGCUGUCGCAGGACUCAUGACAAAAGAUGAUGACUGGGACAUGGCACUCGAGGCACUGCGCGACCGCACGCGCUGGAAACAAAAAGGGGAGGAGAGGCUCCGUGCAGCCGGAAUCAAUGAGGCAGCCAUUUCGCAAUGGAAGAAUAACCCUGCUUUCACGGGGACGAACGGAGAAGGCAACCCGGAAGACGUUCAAUGGUCUAAAAAGGGGGAGGGACGAGAAUGGGAUCGCGGCAAGUUCGUGGAUGAUGAUGGGCAUAUUGAUAUUCGGGCUGCGUGUACAACCAUGUCAGACCCUUUUGCCUACAAGUACCCCUCUCCACUGGAGGGAUAUGAGAACCUGGAGCCAUUAUCCGAAGAAAAGAACGAAGAUGGCAAAUCACUGAAGAACCCCGAAGCACCUCUAAGCAAAGCAUACGAAGAAUUCCCCGACCCCCUCUCAAAGGGAAGAGAAGGAGGCUUCGACAUCCACAUCUACCACUUCCAAAAUAACCCCGAACAAGUCACUUUCGCCAAAGCACUCUGGGAGCGCAUCAGACGUGAAUUUCCCGAGCUGAGGAUCUACCGAUUCUGGGAUAGACCUAUUGGCCCACACCCUGUGGCGAUGUUCGAAGUGAACCUGUUCACCCCUGCUCAGUUUGGUGCUUUUAUUCCCUGGUUGGUUAUCAAUCGGGGCCCAUUGAGUGCGCUGGUUCAUCCUAAUACUGUCAAGUCGGAGGAUGAGCGCAAUCAUACCCAGCGUGCGACUUGGUUGGGGGAUCGACUUCCGUUGGAUACGAGUCUUUUCAAGUAA
Molecule: messenger RNA, 1779 nt
Organism: Penicillium salamii
Lineage: Eukaryota; Fungi; Ascomycota; Eurotiomycetes; Eurotiales; Aspergillaceae
Source: the annotation of a GenBank genome assembly